UCCCCAAAGGCUAUAGAUUGCGCAACUACUUGUCCCGUCUAGUGCGGCAUAUGAUCGCCCGUCAAGUAUAAGGAUAUUCAUGAAUCGCAAUGUCCCUGAGUAUCGUACUGAAUCCUUUGAGACACUGGCAUGUGUAUGUAUCUUUUCCAGGUACCUCGGGAGUAGCUAUUACUCAGGCUUGCCGAGUCAAUGGGAUCGAAACCGUUAUGCAUAGCAACUCAUCAUCUCAGGCUAUUGUUUUAACGUAAACGGUAAAUCGCGGAGGCUUGAGGCUUGAUAGCGUCGGUAAUCGAGGACCGCACAUGGGAGUGGAGACUCGUUUGUGCAUUGCAGCAAUGGUGAGGGAAAAGGAAGCCUUGAAGAACAUUCUAAGCUGGGCCCUCGGCUCAGUUCGGGUGAACAGGAUGAUGGCUUUGGUCCGAACGGCGCGCCGUAGCGGGGCGACAGUCCGGCGGCUUGCCGGACUCAGGGACCAGCAUAACGUGAACAAACGCCGGACCGCUCAGGUAACACUCUGGUGUGCCUCUCAACCAAGCAAGGUCGAGCAUGAUCAAGUAAGAACACACGAGCGGCAGUUGCUGAAGGCAUUCGACACUGCUAGAAUACUGCGUGAUCCUGUUGUGGCUGAGCUUGGCGUUCUACAGUGCAGCUCAUGCAUGGAACCCUUGCUUCCCUGCAGGCUGCAUACAUGCCUGAGGAGUGAACGCAGCAUUGAAAAGCAAUUAUUGAAGAGCACAUGGCCGCAGCGCUCGACCAAGAAAGUUCCGCCGCCGCUGUCAGAGUCGGCCAGGGUUUGAAUAUAGGGUUUGAUGACCACAAUACAGGCAACGCACGCGGGUGAACUAUGCGCGAGUCCAACGGCAAUAGUCGGCAGAGUUCAUCAAUAGAACAAUAGAGGGCUGUGUGAGCAAUCUCGCGUGAGCCGGGAGGAUCAUGAGCCGAGUGAAAUGAAGCCCUCAC
Molecule: messenger RNA, 960 nt
Organism: Aureobasidium subglaciale EXF-2481
Lineage: Eukaryota; Fungi; Ascomycota; Dothideomycetes; Dothideales; Saccotheciaceae
Exons: 1
Coding region: 303-797 (164 amino acids)
Source: RefSeq, a predicted model, not a curated record